Messenger RNA from Plasmodium relictum, 1359 nucleotides. Its product is annotated as DNA polymerase epsilon subunit b, putative. Gene Ontology annotation, cellular component: delta DNA polymerase complex. Gene Ontology annotation, biological process: DNA strand elongation involved in DNA replication; DNA replication. NCBI's taxonomy places the organism in Eukaryota, Apicomplexa, Aconoidasida, Haemosporida, Plasmodiidae. The transcript has a single exon. The record is from RefSeq and is a predicted model, not a curated record. Bases 1 to 1359 code for a protein of 452 amino acids. Gene Ontology annotation, molecular function: DNA binding.
AUGGAUACACAAAUAACUAAUAAAGACGUUGAAGAUAUAAUUAAUCACAUGAAUGAAAAUGGAAAUGAAAAUGAGCUACAUGUAAAUAAAAAAAUAAAAAUAAAACAUUUUAAUUAUGAAAAUCUUUCUAAGGAGUUUUUGUUAGUAAAUCCUACGUAUACACAACAAUUCAGUGAAAUAUAUUGUCUUCGAAUUAAAAUAAUGAAAAAUUUAUUAAUGAAAACAAUAGAAACAUUAAAAGAUGAUGAAAAAAAGGAUAAGGAUGAAUAUAAUGUAUUAAAUUAUUUAAAAGAAAUAAAAGUUAAUGAAAAAUGCUAUUGUAUAGGAACACUUUUUAAAAAAAUGCAAUUGAGACCAUCUGUUCUAAAAGAAUACUUAAGUGAAAUAAAUACUAUUGAAACUCUUGUCAAUUUUUCACAUGAAGAAGAUGCCUUAUUUUUAGAAGAUGAAACAGCAAGAUUAAAAUUAGAAGGAAAUAUAAAUAAUGAUCAUUAUGUUACUGGGUUAACAUUAAUAGUAAAGGGUCAAGGAAUGAGUAAUGGUUCGCUUUAUGUAGAAGAAUUAAUCUAUUCUUAUUUGCCAAAAUUAGAAAUACCCAAAUGUAUUAGUAAUGAUGAUAAAUAUUUAUUAUUUGUAUCAGGAUUAUAUAUAAGUGAAUUAAAUAAAAAUAUAAAUAACAUAUCAUUAUUAAGAAAUUUUAUAUUAGGGUUACAUGGAGAUAUAAGUAUAUCUGAAAAUCUGAUUCGACUAGUAAUAGUUGGUAAUAGUCUCAGCAAUAUAGAUAAUGAUGAAACUAGUUUAAAUGCAAUUGAUGUAUUCAUUUCUUCUUUAUGUUCUGCUGUUUAUGUUGAUUUAAUGCCUGGGGAAAAAGAUCCUAGUGAUUCAUACUUACCUCAACAACCAUUUCCUAAUUUAUUUUUUAGAAAAUCAAAAAAUUAUAAUUCUUUUCAGUGUGUUACAAAUCCAUAUAUGUUUACAAUUGAUAAUAUAAAUAUUUGCUGUAUGUCUGGUGAGCCUGUUAAUAACAUUAUUUCUUAUUCUAAAAAUAGUAAAAUAGAAGCAUUGAAAAUGAUAGCAAAAAGUAGAAUUUUAUCUCCUACUUCACCUGAUACAUUAGGUUGUUAUCCUUUUACAAAAAACGAUCCAUUUUGUAUACAACAUGAUAAUACAUAUCCUCAUAUUUUUAUUAAUGGAAAUUGUUCUAAAUUAGAAAUAGAAUAUAUUCAAAAUGAUAAUAAUGAAAAGAAAUUGCCACUACUAGUAUGUCUUCCAAGCUUUGAUAUUUCACCAAAAGCAUUACUAAUCAAUAUAAAAAAUAUGGACUAUAAAGUUCUAACAUUCGGAGUAGAGAAAAACUAA